Messenger RNA from Drosophila takahashii, 4271 nucleotides. RefSeq names its product Chitin synthase 2 (gene Chs2). Gene Ontology annotation, cellular component: cell periphery; cell septum. Gene Ontology annotation, molecular function: chitin synthase activity. NCBI's taxonomy places the organism in Eukaryota, Metazoa, Arthropoda, Insecta, Diptera, Drosophilidae. The record is from RefSeq and is a predicted model, not a curated record.
AUGAGCGGAGGAGACUACGAGAGCGGUGACUACUUUAUGCGCAGUCGGAAGUUUCGCGACAAGCCGCCGCUGUGGGAUUCCUUCCAGGACCCGCCGUCGAAGAAGACGAGCGGCUCCGAUGCCGACUGGAAGAAGCUGCAAUUCUUCCUCAAACUCUUCAAGCUCUUCGUAUACCUCCUGGUAUUUUCAGUGGUUCUUGCCACAAGCGUGUUUGCCAAGCUGCUUUAUCUCUAUAUGGCCGGAAACACCGGUGGCAGCGGGCCACGGGUGCAAGUGUGCAGCAAGUACCUUCUCCGCCACGGCCAGGUGGAGGCGUUGCCCAGCGAGCUGGAUCAAAUCGCGUGGGUCUGGGCCCUGAUCUUCGCCUUCGCCGCCCCCGAGCUGCUCACCUUCCUGCGCGCCCUCCGCAUUUGCAUGUUCAAGCGCGAGCAGCGACCCAGCGGACUGGAAGUGGGUCUGGUCACGCUCUUUGAACUGCUGCACGUCGUUGGCCUGGCAUUGCUCACCUUCACCGUGCUGCCGGCCCUGGAUGUGACGCGUGGUGCGAUUCUGGGCUGCUGCGUCUGCUUUGUGCCCGCCCUGCUCAAUUUGCUGACGGGAACGCGGGUGCGCUGGAGGUCGGCGGACAGCCUGGUCCUCGGGCUCUCCAUCCUUGCCCUGGUUGCGCAGGGCAGCGUCUUCCUGAUCUGGCCCGCGAUGAGCGACAGCCUGGAGGUCCAGUUGCUGGCCAUUCCGCUGCUCCUCGUUUCGUUCCGCUGGUGGGAAAACUUUGCCAACACACACGAGGCCAUCGCAUACAUCAUUCGCACCAUCCGCUGCACUCGUUCCCGCUACCACACGUACCUUUACCUGGCGCCCCUGAAGGUGCUGGUUUUCGGCGGGGUGGGCUUCCUCCUGCACGGCCAGGAAUUCUCGCAGUACUUCAGCCGGUUCCUGGAUGCCUGGCGGCCGCACCUCAUCACGCUGGUGCAGACCGGUGGUGACCCCGAUGCACUGCUUUCAGCACAGGCGAACUCAUCAAUCAGGAACCCCCCGCUCAGGACGCAAUUCACCAUGCAGUCCAGUCCGAAUGCAGUGGUCUACGCAAUGGCGGCCCAGGUGGUUGCUGCCUACCUGUGCCACAUUUUCGGCAAGUUCGCCUGCAAAAUCAAGAUCCAGGUGUUCAGCUUCGCGCUGCCCCUCAGCCUGGCCGGACCCGUGACCGUCUGCCUGGCCACCUUCCUGGCGCAGCUGCGGGCCUCGGAUCCUUGCUCCCUGCACGGCCUCCUGCCGGAGUACCUUUCGCUGCUGGCGCUGGGCGGGAAUGUGGAGGAACUGGGCCAGAAAUGCCUCGACUUGGCCCUGUGGCUGUGGCCUCUGUGGUGGCUGGCCCAGGUGUUCACCUGCCUGCACGUCUGGCAGCCGCACAACGACAAGAACGCCCCCACCGAGAAGCUGUUCGUGUGCCCCUGGUACUGCGGCCUCCUGGUGGACCAGUGCUCGAUGAUGAACCGGCGGAUCGUGGACUGGAGCGAGGAGUAUCUGGCCAUCAAGAGCGACCUCACCACGCCGAGGGAUCCUGUGGUGGCCCUGGCAGCCGACAUCAAUGCCAGUCGGGACAUCCUGGAGGAGGACAAGGUGCCGCAGCUGAUUGUGUGCGCCACCAUGUGGCACGAGACCGAGGACGAGAUGAUGGAGUUCCUCAAGUCAAUUGUCCGCUUGGAUGAGGAUCAAUGCGCCCGCCGCAUGGCGAGGACGCACCUUAAUGGCGGCAAGGCGGACGACGAGUACUAUGAAUUGGAAACGAACAUCUUUUUCGACGAUGCUUUCGUUUCGGACCCGCGUCAGUGCCAAAACAAGCGCAAUCCGCCCAUAAACGAGUAUGUGAAGACCCUAACUCGAACCAUCGAUAAGGCAGCCUUCGAGGUCUACGGCGUGAACAUUCGCAUCAAGCCGCCUCUGAAAAUCGAGACUCCCUACGGAGGCCGUUUGGUGUGGAUUCUGCCGGGACGCACCAAGAUGGUGGCCCACCUCAAGAACAAGGACAAGAUCCGGCACAAGAAGCGGUGGUCCCAGGUCAUGUACAUGUACUACCUGCUCGGCUUCCGGAUUAUGGAGACGGAGCAGCUGUCGCCCCGCCGGAAGGCGGUCAUCGCAGAGAACACCUUUAUCCUGGCCCUGGACGGGGACAUCGACUUCCAGCCGCGGGCCGUGCAGCUGCUGAUUGAUCGCAUGAAGGCCGUGGAUGAGCUGGGGGCGGCCUGUGGGCGGAUCCACCCGGUGGGCCGGGGUCCGAUGGUGUGGUACCAGCGAUUCGAGUACGCCAUCGGCCACUGGCUGCAAAAGGCCACCGAGCACGUCAUCGGCUGCGUCCUCUGCAGUCCCGGCUGCUUCAGCCUGUUCCGGGCCAGCGCCCUGAUGGAGAACAGCGUGAUGAAGCGCUACACCAUGGUCAGCUCGGAGGCCAUGAAGAUGGUGCAGUACGACCAGGGCGAGGACCGCUGGCUCUGCACGCUGCUCCUGAAGGCGGGCUCCCGGGUGGAGUACUGCGCCGCCUCGGACGCGUACACCCACGCGCCCGAGAGCUUCAACGAGUUCUACAACCAGCGACGCCGUUGGGUGCCCUCCACCAUAGCGAAUAUCUUCGAUAUCCUGGCCGACGCGGACACGGUGGUGAGGAAGAACAAUUCGAUAUCAACGCUGUACGUGUGGUACCAGGGCAUGCUGAUGAUCGGAACCGUGCUGGGACCGGGCACCAUAUUCCUCAUGAUGGUGGGCGCCUUGGUGGCCGUGUUCUCGAUCGACAUCUGGACCGCCUUCCUCUGGAACUUCUUCCCCAUUAUCUUCUUCAUCCUGUCGUGCGUCUACCUCAAGCAGAAGUUCCAGCUCCUGAUCGCCUUUGUCAUUAGCGCGCUCUACUGUCUGGUCAUGAUGGCAGUCCUAAUCGGCAUCAUUGUGCAGAUGCUGGAGGACGGACCCUUGGCCCCAGCAUCGCUCUUCUUCCUGCUCGUUGCGGUUCAGAUCACGAUUGCAGGCUUUAUGCAUCCUCAGGAGUUCUGGGCCCUGCUGUGCGGCGUCAUCUACUACAUCACCAUCCCCUCGAUGUACAUGCUGCUCAUGAUCUUCUCGGUUUUCAACAUGAACGACGUUUCGUGGGGCACUCGAGAGGCGCCAGUGCUCAAGGACGACGACAAGGACGCACCCAAUGAUGCGGACAACUACCUGCCAGGCUGGCUAAACGAUCCGCUGCUGAUCAACUCGGAGCUGGGCGAGGUGUCGCUGAUGGAGCAGCGAUUCUGGAAAGAUGUGAUCAAGCAGUACCUGAAACCCCUGGAACUGAGUCGCGAGCAAAAGCAGGCGAUGGCCGACGGACUCAAGGAGCUGAGGAACAUGAUCGCCUUCGCCUUCGUGAUGGUGAACGCGAUCUUCGUGCUAAUUGUGUUCCUGCUGCAGCUGAAGAAGGAGUUCCUGCACCUGAAGUGGCCCAUCGAUCCCGCCGACUUUGUGUCCUUCGACAGGGACAACCUGAUGGUCGGCAUUUACAGGCAGUACAAGGAACUGGAUCCCAUUGGCCUGUGCUUCGUGAUCUUCUUCGGCCUGAUCCUCAUCAUCCAGUUCCUGGCGAUGUUCUUCCACCGCUUCGCCACCCUGUGCCAGCUGCUGGCCACCACCCGGGUGGACUGGUUCCGGUCCGGCGGCCAGUUCACGGACGAGGAUGCCGCCACCGAGCUGAAGGGCAGUGCUGUGAACAUAGCCCGGAAGCUGCAGCGCCCCAAGAGGCUCUUCGACGACGACGAGGAGGGUGACCCCCACUACGACGAGGUGAUGCUGGAUGCCCCCGAGGGGGAGCACAGGGAGAGCAUGGUGCGCCGGCAGACGAUCUUCCGGCUGCACGAGACCCGGAACAAGCAGCACAGCGACUACAGCAACUUGGUGUUCAACUUCGAGCGCCGCUUCUUCGGCGACGACGAGCUGAACCUCAAGAAUCUGGCCCUCAACCGCAAGUCCGUGAAGCUGCUGCAGCAACGUCGCUCGGUGGCCAAGGUCAAUGCAGCCGCCACUCCAGGGGGCACGCCCACUCCGAAGGCGGGCAAGCGACCGCCCCUGGUGCCGAUGCCCAAGAAGGUUAGCUUCUCGGCUUCCAAUCGGAACAGCAUGGCGAUCUACGACAACGGCGGCUACGAGAACACCGAGUUCUAGAAAGGACCGCGUGGAUCCCCCCAGUAUUAUCCAGAGAAUCUUAUAACGUACUACUAUCCAUAUCUAAGGGCGUGUUUUUGAUAUCUCUGGAC